This is a messenger RNA of Anisakis simplex (herring worm), 231 nucleotides long. The record is from the annotation of a GenBank genome assembly. Lineage: Eukaryota; Metazoa; Nematoda; Chromadorea; Rhabditida; Anisakidae.
GAUGUAACACCAACAAAUCCUGAGGAUAUGUUCGUGAUAUUUGGCUUUAUAAUGGUUGGUCUGUCGUUAGUGAGUAUGUGCAUUAACGUGGUUCAACUGAAACUUGAACAGUUAUUCGAAGAACUGCUCGUUAUGAUGAUUGAAGAAUAUCGGCAGACUGGUCUUGCAUCUGCUGAUAUGAAGGCAUACAUUUGCGUCAUAUUUUGCCUCAACCACUUAUUCGAUUCAUAA